AUAGUAAAUAACUUAUUUUAUUAUCAACAUUGUAAAUCUUAUAUUUUAAGAAAGCAUACAUGUAAAUGUCAAAAAAAAUGUACGUUCAAAUAAGUUUGAAUCCAAUAUAUGCGUGUCUAAGUUGAAUCCUUUAACUUGAUCACUCCUCAGCUUUAAAAGGAAACACAAUUUUCAUUGGCCUUCCUUCUUUCCUGGUCAAAAAAGCCUGAAAUCUGAAUAUUUUUGCCUUUUUUAGUAUUUAAAAUGUGUGAUUGUUUCUUCUUCCAUUAAUUUACGGAAGAAAACACCAAUCUGCAGUUGCGUCCCCCUAAAUCUCUCUCUAUCUAUUGGAAAAAAAAGUUGAUUCUUUAUCCCAAAGUUAAGGUAAUUAACUGUUAGAUAGUACUAUAAGUCUAACAACUCCUAGAACUAAUUUCUUUUAGUGUCAAUGGCAAGUUCAUUGAGCAGUGGUUUCUCUGUUUCUGGCCCCUGUUUCAAUUCCAGAGCCAAAGGGUCUGCUCAUCAUUGCUAUUCAAAUGGAAAUUUGCAACUUAAAGAUUUAACAUCUAGAGAAUUUCUAGGCAAAUCCUUGAAUGUAUCAGACCAUAUACAGGCACUAGAAGAAAUUUGUGUUGAAAGUGGUCAGGGAUGGUGGGAGAAGACACUUAAACCCAACAUGGUAGAGAUCAAUUCAGCACAACAACAUGUUGAUUCAUUGUUAAAGGCUGGUGAUAGAUUAGUCGUAAUUGACUUCUACUCUCCUGAUUGUGGAGGUUGCAAGACUUCACAUCCAAAGGUAUGGUACCAAAAUGAUCAAGCUGAAUCAAAUCCCAAUGCCAUAUUCCUAAAAGUAAACUAUGAAGAACUGAAAAGCAUGUGCAAUGUUCUGCAUAUCUUGCCCUUCUUCAGAUUCUACAAGGGUGCACAAGGCAAAGUUUGUAGCUUCAGCUGUACUAAUGCAACAAUAAAGAAAUUUAAAGAUGCAGUAUCAAGGUAUGGGAAUGAAGGGUGUGGCUUCAGUCCAGCAACAGCUCUUGAGGAAUCUGAGCUUUUAGCUUUGGCCUCAAUUGGACAAAAAUAAAAAUUAAAAAAACCAUCAUUUGAUUCUCCAGUAUUCAGGAGUACAAUCUUGAAGCACAAAGUUGUUCAUGACCAUGAAAGAACAGAUAUUAGUAAUAUUAAGUGAUUAGAUGGUCUUUACAACAGGACAUUUGGUAGGUAUAUCAACAAGAAAAGGGGUAAGUAAACAAAAUAUUCUUAGAUUCUGUGACUAAAUAUCAAUGGGAAAAGGUCAAAAUUAAUUGGAAAUAGACUUCUCUACAAUAUGUUAAUAUUGGUUGCUACACUUAAUUUGUACAUUGGUAUAGGCACCUCUACAAUAGGCUGAUUAUACUGAUGUAGAUUAUAAUGUAAAAUAGCAUUACUACAAGAUGUGAAGCUUUUUGAUAAAUAAUUAAACAAUUCAUAGAUUACAACUCAGUCUCAAACUAAUUGAACAAAAAUAUA
Solanum lycopersicum (tomato) is the source of this 1485-nucleotide messenger RNA. Lineage: Eukaryota; Viridiplantae; Streptophyta; Magnoliopsida; Solanales; Solanaceae. The record is from RefSeq and is a predicted model, not a curated record.